This is a messenger RNA of Eutrema salsugineum, 354 nucleotides long. Its product is annotated as ubiquitin-conjugating enzyme E2 4. Lineage: Eukaryota; Viridiplantae; Streptophyta; Magnoliopsida; Brassicales; Brassicaceae. Bases 1 to 354 code for a protein of 117 amino acids. The transcript has 3 exons. The record is from RefSeq and is a predicted model, not a curated record.
AUGUACUCUGCCAAAGUGAUAUCAUUGCAAUUGAAGGAAGUGGAGAGGAAAAACAGUCCAUGUUUCAGUACAGGACCUGUGGGUGAGGACUUGUAUCACUGGGAAGCUAUCAUAACGGGGCCUAAAGGUUCACCCUAUGAGAAUGGUGUUUUCAAACUAGACAUUCACUUUCCGCUUGACUACCCUUUCGCGCCUCCUAGGGUAUUGACGGAAAUACACCAAAUGUUAACUGCCCCCCAAAUAGGGGAAGGACUGUUUUUUGUUGAAGAAAUUGCUAGGAUUUACGUGGAAGACAGGGCUGCUUUUGAAACCACUGCACUUGCGUGGACGGUGGAGCACGCAAGAGGAGCAUAA